Molecule: messenger RNA, 1402 nt
Organism: Neogale vison (American mink)
Lineage: Eukaryota; Metazoa; Chordata; Mammalia; Carnivora; Mustelidae
Gene: ST8SIA6
Product: ST8 alpha-N-acetyl-neuraminide alpha-2,8-sialyltransferase 6
Exons: 8
Coding region: 1-1197 (398 amino acids)
Biological process (GO): oligosaccharide metabolic process; N-glycan processing
Molecular function (GO): alpha-N-acetylneuraminate alpha-2,8-sialyltransferase activity
Source: RefSeq, a predicted model, not a curated record
AUGCGGCCGGGGGGCGCGCUGCUCGCCCUGCUCGCCAGCCUGCUGCUGCUGCUGCUGCUGCGCCUGCUCUGGGGCUCCACCGACCCGCCCGCUCGCUCCAGGCUCUCGGUGGAGGAGAGCAGGGACGCCACCCGCGGUACCCCCGCCGCGCUGAGGACGCUCCGGAGCCCGGCGACCCAGCUACCGCGCCCCACGAACAGCACAUUUCUGAGUGAGAAGUCCCUCCAGCUGACAGAAACAUGCAAAAGACUGCAAGACGGUUUUCAGACGUUAUCUAGCAAACUAAAAAGGUAUUUAGAGAGUGACUAUCUUCAGAUUAUCAGAAAUAUACAGAGCUGUCCAUGGAAACGACGAGAAGAAGAAUAUGAGAAUUUUAGAGCAAAACUUGCUUCCUGUUGUGAUGCCGCUCAAAACUUCAUUGUUUCUCAGAACAACACUCCAGCUGGGACCAACAUGAGCUACGAGGUGGAAAGCAAAAAUGAAAUCCUAAUUAGAGAGAAUAUUUUUAAUAUGUUUCCAGUGUCUCAGCCCUUCAUGGAGUACCCCUACAAUCAGUGCGCAGUGGUUGGAAACGGGGGAAUUCUGAAUAAGUCUCUUUGUGGAGCUGAAAUAGACAAAUCCGACUUUGUUUUUAGGUGUAACCUUCCCCCAAUUACAGGAAAUGUGAGUAAAGAUGUUGGCAGUAAAACCAAUGUUGUGACUGUAAAUCCCAGUAUCAUAAAACUAAAAUAUGGGAACUUAAAGAAAAAGAAAGAAAUAUUUCUGGAGGACAUUGCAACCUAUGGAGAUGCGUUCCUUCUUCUUCCAGCGUUUUCUUUCAGGGCCAACACGAUUGCCUCUUUCAAAGUGUACGACACCCUAAAGGAGUCUCAAGCAAAACAGAAGGUUAUAUUUUUCCAUCCCAAAUACCUGAGAAAUCUUGCCCUUUUCUGGAGAACUGAAGGUGUGACGGAGUUUCGCCUAUCCUCUGGCUUGAUGAUCACAAGUGUGGCAGUUGAACUGUGUGAGCACGUGAAGCUGUAUGGAUUUUGGCCCUUUUCUAGAACGAUUAAAGACACACCUGUCAGCCAUCACUACUAUGACAACAACUUACCCAAACGUGGUUUCCAUGAGAUGCCUAAAGAAUAUAGACAAAUUCUCCAACUUCACUUGAAAGGAAUCCUCAAAUUACAGUUUAGCAAAUGUGAAAGAGCCUAAGCAUAGUGUCUUAAAAUGGGAAAGUUUUAAUAGAAGCUGUAGGUGAGUAAUGGUGUUUCCCAACACUAAAAGCAGUGGGUGUAGGGCAUAAUAGGAAAAGCCCUGAAACAUGGUGUGAUCAAAGUUCCCCACUGAGCUUGCAACAUCAGCAGCUCAUGCAAUUGUCCCGGUCUUCAGUCUCCCUCCCUGUGAAAUGGGGACCAUG